Molecule: messenger RNA, 3120 nt
Organism: Arxiozyma heterogenica
Lineage: Eukaryota; Fungi; Ascomycota; Saccharomycetes; Saccharomycetales; Saccharomycetaceae
Gene: GPI13
Product: mannose-ethanolamine phosphotransferase GPI13
Exons: 1
Coding region: 1-3120 (1039 amino acids)
Biological process (GO): GPI anchor biosynthetic process
Cellular component (GO): endoplasmic reticulum membrane
Molecular function (GO): mannose-ethanolamine phosphotransferase activity
Source: RefSeq, a predicted model, not a curated record
AUGGCUCGUAAUAGACAAACUAAAAAUAUCUCAAAAACUGAUCUCAUGGAUGAAGAACUUAUUAAAAAAUCCAUACUCAAUAUAUCGUCCGAUGAAAAGAAAAUCUAUAAGAUACGAAUUAAUAAAUUCAAAAAAUCCCAUCUGUUAUACGUCGUUUUAUUAUCCUGUCUAGCUAUUUUACAAUUCAUAUCCAUCUCCUUUUUCACUAGAGGCUUUUUGCUAUCAAGAAAUGUCCUCAGUAAUAUAUCUAACCAUACUGAUGAUUCCCUGAUUUUGUCUCCAAAAUUCGAUAAAUUGGUUAUUUUAAUCGUAGACGCUCUUAGAUUCGAUUUCGUUAUACCAGUCGAUACCAACAACACACUCUUCAAUGACAAUUAUCAUAAUAACAUGCCUAUAUUCAAUACUCUGCUACAAACUGAUAGCAAUAGCAAUUGCAACAGCCAUAACUCCUUAUUACUGAAAUUUAUUGCCGAUCCACCAACUACAACUUUACAAAGAUUGAAAGGUUUGACCACAGGAUCUUUGCCGACUUUCAUCGACGCAGGCUCGAAUUUUGCAGGUGAAGUCAUCGAAGAAGAUAACCUCAUUCAACAAUUCUAUUUACAUAACAAAAACGUCUGCUUUGUCGGCGAUGACACCUGGGAUUCGUUGUUCCAACCAUACCUAUCAAAUUAUUCAGUUCCUUAUGAAUCCUUGAAUGUCUGGGACCUGCAUACUGUGGACAAUGGUGUCAUUUCCUACUUUCAAGAUCAUUUGGGUAAUUCGUCAUCUGGUGAAAGUUGGGAUAUCUUGAUUGGUCAUAUGUUAGGUAUCGACCAUGUUGGACAUAAAUAUGGCCCAAAUCACCACACAAUGAAGGAAAAACAGAUCCAGAUCAACCAGUUUAUUCAAUCGAUCAUAAAUCAACUGGAUAACAAUACUCUGUUCCUGGUCAUGGGCGAUCAUGGUAUGGACCACACUGGAAACCAUGGUGGGGAUUCAAAGGAUGAACUAGAGAGUGCAUUAUUUUUUUAUUCAAAAAAACCCGGGUUUAUGUUCCAUUUCAAUGAUUCUAAAUCACUCAACAAUUAUAACAUGUCCAAUUUAGGUGAAUCUUAUAAAUCCAUCAAUCAAAUUGAUCUGGUCUCCACUUUAUCUUUAUUAAUGGGAUUGCCCGUACCUUUCAAUAAUCUAGGUUGGCCCAUAGAAGAAUUCUUUGAAAAUGGUGAUGAAAAAGAAAUUGUCACUAAGAUCAUGAUAAACCAAUUGUUGACUUAUAAGGAGACCAUGGGAUUAAACAUCGAAACUUCCAAUCUUCUAAUAAAUGGAACUCUCAAUAGUAAAAGAGAUUUUGAUUUAGGUCACCAAUAUCAAACCAUGUUUUUGGAGGUCUGUAAAGAUAUGUGGGCUAGAUUUGAUUAUAACAGUAUUAUCACAGGGAUAGUAUUCAUGAUAAUAUCAUUAAUAUUAUUAAUAGUUAUCACAAAAUUAAUCCCAUCCAUUGUAAUGAACCAAAUGGUGGAAGAAUUUCCACCUUGGAUGGGAAUAAUGACAAUUGUGUCUAACAUCUGUUUCUUUGGUGUUUAUUAUGUAUUUAAUAAAACAUUAUCCCUAAUUGAUAGUCCAUUAUGGUGUUUCUUAUUCGCUACUGCUAUUGGAAUCAUUGUUGGCGGCUGUGUCCCAAUCUUUGACCGUUAUAAUUUUGCCUGGAUUGUCUCUAAGUCUUAUGAGGUGUUCUUUUCCGAUUAUUGGUCUCGCAUUGGUUGUAUGAUUUUACUUAUACAUUCUUGUCUAUUUGCAUCCAAUUCUUUUACAAUUUGGGAAGACAGAAUUAUAAACUUUUUAUUAAUCUCUCUAGGAAUGCUAACUUUAGUCGAAUUUGUGUUUUUACCAAAAAGACAAACCCCAAAUGCAUUGUUAACUGCUAAGAUCAGCGCCAAUGAGGGAACUACAUCUGGUGUAAAUUCAUCUACUGCAAAUUCUAACAAUUUACCUUUAUCUAGAUUCGGUAGAUUAUUAGGUGGUUACCAUUCUUUGGUAUUAAUUAUUUGUACUCGAGUGGCAUCUUUGAUCACUAUCUGUAGAGAAGAACAAGGUAUUUAUUGUUCUCCAACUUUUUUAAAUUCAUCAAAUAACUCUAUAUGGUGUUUAACUCUAUGUUUCCUAACUAUCUUUAUUAUACCUGCUUUUAUUAAAGGUUAUUAUAAUUUAACUUCUUCAUAUCAAGCUGCUGCACCCAUAUGGAUUGACAUAUUUUUAAAAGGCUCUUUACUAAUUAAUUUUGUUUAUUGGUUGUUAACUUCAUUAGAAAAUUCGAAUAUCAACUACUUUGAUCAAUUUGAUUUCAAUAUUAACAUUGUCAGGUAUACGAUCGCCAGAAUAAUUGCUGGAUUUAGUUUAAUUGCAACUAAUAUUGGUUGGGCAAUGGGUCCGCUUUGUAUCAAAUUAAAUGUACAUAACACAGACAUUAAAUCAAGAUAUGCAACUAUCCUGGGGUAUAUGAACAUCUACGGUUCAGAAUAUUUCUUACUUGUUAUUAAUAUACUGAUAGCGAUUCUUCUUUUCAAUAAACCACUAGCGCAACUCUCUUUGUGUUUAAUGUGUAAUCAAAUAUUAUCUAUUUUGGAAAUCAUUGAUUUGUUGAAAUUAAAGGAAAAUAUCAUUGGUCCUAUUGUUCUAGGAUUAUUAUCAUGCCAACAGUUUUUCAGUACAGGUCAUCAAGCUACUAUACCGUCUCUACAGUGGGACAUAGCAUUCAUUUUAUCGGAUAAAAUCACUUUCCCCUUAUCUCAAAUUUCGUUAAUUUUAAACACUUUUGGUCCACACAUACUUGUUGCAUUGUCAGUGGCAUUGCUCACCUUAUGGAAACAACCGCCUGACGUAUUAAAGCCUCAAACUUUGUUGGGCCGCAUCGUUUCCAAUUGUGGUAUGUUAUUGAUCUACAAUACCGUGCUUUGUCUAAGCUCAUUGAUUUGGGUUACAGUCUUUAGAAGACAUUUGAUGGUUUGGAAAAUUUUUUGUCCAAGAUAUAUGUUUGCGUGUCUGUGCUUGAUUAUCACUCAAAUAAUAAUUAUAAUUGGUACAGUUGCAUUUGCUACAUCAAGAUUAAUCCAACAUAUCAACGAUGUUUUCUGGAAGUGA